This is a messenger RNA of Cyphellophora europaea CBS 101466, 1467 nucleotides long. RefSeq lists its product as uncharacterized. The transcript has 2 exons. The record is from RefSeq and is a predicted model, not a curated record. Bases 1 to 1467 code for a protein of 488 amino acids. Lineage: Eukaryota; Fungi; Ascomycota; Eurotiomycetes; Chaetothyriales; Cyphellophoraceae. Gene Ontology annotation, cellular component: membrane. Gene Ontology annotation, biological process: monosaccharide transmembrane transport. Gene Ontology annotation, molecular function: hexose transmembrane transporter activity.
AUGGCUCUCUUGAAGAGCUUGGAGCUGUCGCAAGUGACCGGGCGCUUGGUAUAUCUGCUGUUUACUGCAGCACUUGGUCCGUUUCUGUUCGGCUACCACCUCGCUGAACUCAAUGCUCCCCAAGAUGUCAUCACAUGCAAGCGAGAACGCAUAAAGGGCGAUGCGACGUCUUCGACGCUGCCGCAGUGCAUUCCAAUGAGUCCGCUUGAGAUCGGCCUCGUUUCAUCCAUAUACACCCUCGGCGGCCUGCUUGGCGCGCUUUCGUCAGGCACGUUUUCGGCGCGCUACGGUCGAUUGCUGUCAAUGCGGAUCGCGUCUGUUGUCGCACUUGUAGGCGGCUUGCUCACCGCCGUCGCACCAAGCAUUGCCGUCAUGUCUGUCGGACGCUUCGUUUCAGGCCUGGCGGCCGGCUCGGCGACUGUCGUUGUGCCGCUCUUCAUCUCUGAAGUCGCUCCUCCUGGGAAGAAAGGUAUGUUCGGGGCGCUCACACAAAUCUCGACUUGCUCCGGCAUUGUCGUCACGCAGCUCCUCGGCUACUUUCUGAGCCAUGGACAGAUGUGGCGUAUCAUUCUGGCCGCCGCGGGUGGUGUUGGCGGCGUGCAAUUCAUCGGACUGCUCUUUGCAGGGGAGAGCCCUACUUGGUUGGCAGAGCACGGUCAGGCACGGCAGGCGCGAGUUAGCCUUCAGCGUAUCCGUGGCGAAGGCGUAGAUAUCUCCGAGGAAACCUCAUCGUGGGAUGCUGAAGAUGGAUACGCUGCACCUGAAGAACAGGGUCUCCUGUCUCCGGCUUCCGGACCGGCCCACGGCAAGAGCGAACACCGCAACAUGGGCAUCUUCGAGGUGUUCAGCAACCGCAAAACACUCCCUGCCGUCUUUGCUGUCAUCAUGGUGAUGACGGCCCAGCAGCUGUGCGGCAUCAACUCGAUCGUCAUGUACGGCGUCUCGCUGCUCGCGACACUCCUCACCUCAUCGAGCGCGCUUCUGAACAUCCUGGUCUCGGUCCUGAACCUCUUUGUCACCGUCUCCUGCUCGCCGCUCCCAGACAAGUUCGGCCGCAAGGCCUGCAUCCUCGGCUCCGUCGCCGGCAUGGGUACGUCGUCGAUCCUGCUCGGAAUCGGCAUCCGCGCCUCAAUCCCGGUCCUCUCCGCCGUCGCCACCCUUUGCUUUGUCGCAUCCUUCUCCACAGGUCUCGGCCCCGUGCCUUUCAUCCUCGCGAGCGAGCUGGUGGGCCCUGAAGCGGUUAGCCCAGUGCAGUCCUGGGCGCUGGCGAGCAACUGGAUCGCGACGUUUGUGGUGGCGCAGUUCUUCCCCGUGGUCAAUGAGAUGCUGGGCAAAGGGAUCACGUACUUUAUCUUUGCGGGCUUCGCAGCCUUCUUCUUUGUGUUCAUCUCCUGGUGGGUGCCGGAGACGAGGGGGAAGAAGAAUGCGGAUGAGGCAUGGGGGUGGGAGCCUCGGCGCGAGGAAUAG